Messenger RNA from Sphaerulina musiva SO2202, 366 nucleotides. RefSeq lists its product as uncharacterized. NCBI's taxonomy places the organism in Eukaryota, Fungi, Ascomycota, Dothideomycetes, Mycosphaerellales, Mycosphaerellaceae. Bases 1 to 366 code for a protein of 121 amino acids. The transcript has a single exon. The record is from RefSeq and is a predicted model, not a curated record.
AUGGGCCUCCCCCCCGCAGCCGUAAUCGUCAUCGCCCUCGUCUCCUCCGGCGCAGCAGUCCUCAUCGCCUUUGCCCUCUCCUCCUCAUACAUGAAAGCCCGCCGCGCCGAAGACGAUCAAAACCGGCUGGAAAUGCAAUCUGAUCAACGCGGGUAUAUGAAUGAUGUUCGUGAUCGGAAUAAACAGAUUAUGAUGAUGGAGAAUGGGUAUGGGGUUUAUCGUGGUGGUGGUGGGCAAAAUACUCAUUCUUCGUAUUUGAAUUCGAAUGCUGCGAUGAGGUAUGAGGGGCAGAGGGAGGCCGGAGUGGUGAGGCCGGAGAUGCAGGCGAGGACGGAGACGGAGGGGAGUAGUGAUGUUUUGGGGUGA